CUAGAAGCUCAUUGCAUUUCUGAAAGAACCCUAGACGUUUCUCAAAUUAACUUCCAAAAUGACGAUAGUAGAGAUGUGUGUGCACAUGGACUGUGCAGGUUGCGAGAACAAGAUAAGGAAAGCUCUUAAAAAAUUACGUGGAGUUGAUAAUGUUGACAUAGACAUGGGCAUGCAAAAGGUAACAGUGAUGGGUUGGGCAGAUCAAGAGGAGGUCUUGAAGAAAGUAAGGAAGACUGGUAAGAGGGCAGAGCUGUGGCCAUAUCCAUAUAACCCUGAAUACCAUGACUUCACUCGCCAUUACGGCAAGAAUGUUGAAAACGAUUCCUACUUUGCAUCUUCUAAGUCCUCCUCUUCUUACAACUACUACAAGCAUGGAUAUAGUUAUGCUGAAGACUUUGGCUAUUACCGAAAGCCAGUUGGUGCAACAAUGAUUAAUGACAAGGCCAUGACCAUGUUCAGUGAUGAGAAUCCUCAUGCUUGUACUAUAAUGUGAAGCAUGUAUUAAUUAAGAGAUGAGCUUUGAUUUUGCCUUUUUCUGUUUAUAUAA
Messenger RNA from Gastrolobium bilobum, 547 nucleotides. RefSeq names its product heavy metal-associated isoprenylated plant protein 28-like. Lineage: Eukaryota; Viridiplantae; Streptophyta; Magnoliopsida; Fabales; Fabaceae. The record is from RefSeq and is a predicted model, not a curated record. Gene Ontology annotation, molecular function: metal ion binding. The transcript has 3 exons. The coding region runs from base 59 to 493 and encodes 144 amino acids.